UUCAGCAGGGGUCGCCCUCUCUCCGGCUGAGUAUGGGUGUGCUGUGUGUUAUUUGAAGAGAAAAAGAGUUCGGCGUGGGUUUGGGACGUUUCUGUGUGAUGGGGAUGGAUGUGGACACUUGAUAAAGUUCUCAGAGCUCCGUUUGAGGAGAGAAUAACAACACGCCAACAAGUGUCCAGGCUUUACAUCCUCUCAGCAGGCGAGUAAGAGUUUUAAAAUAACCCCCACUGAUGACAGCAGCUUGUAUGUCUGCAACAUUCAACCCCCGUUUGUUCUUCUAAAACUAUGCGUAAUUUUGAGAUGACAGUGCGUAAAAGUGCGCGUUUCUACGUUGCGCACCUCGCCCUCUCCUCGUCCUAUCCUCAUCUUCAUCUUCAUCGGAUCUAGAGAACGAGCAGCAGCCGUCAAACCAUCUCAACAACAUGGCUGAGCUGCGACCCGCCCGGUGCUGGAGGACGGGCUUCUUCUUCUGUGUCUGGCUGCUCCUCUUCCUCUCCGUAGCCUCCGGGAGUCCUGAUAUUGUGUCGGGGAGCAACGAGACGUGGCGGGGUCCAGCCGGAGACACGCCGGAGGACCCCCACCACCAAACUAACUCCACCACUCACAAGAAGGCUUUCCCCGUCCUCUCCUUCAACUACCAGGACGUCAGGAAGCCCUUCGUGAUCUCUCUGUGGAUCCUGCUGGCCCUGCUCAUGAAGCUCGGUUUUCACAUCAUUCCUAAUAUAUCCAACGUGGUCCCGGAGAGCUGUCUGCUGAUUGGCGUAGGUCUGCUGGUGGGCGGGAUCAUCAAAGCCAUCGGAGAGGAAGCCCCCGUCCUGGACACCAAGCUCUUCUUCCACUACCUGCUGCCCCCCAUCAUCCUCGAUGCCGGCUACUUCCUGCCCAUCCGGGCCUUCAUGGAGAACAUGGGCACCAUCCUGGUGUUCGCCGUGGUGGGGACUCUGUGGAACGUCUUCUUCAUCGGGGGGAUGAUCUUUGCCGUGUGUCAGAUUGAAGGCGUGCAGCUGGCCGGGGUGGACCUGCUGUCCUGCCUGCUGUUCGGAUCCAUCGUCUCCGCCGUGGACCCCGUGGCCGUCCUGGCCGUGUUCGAGGAGAUCCACAUCAACGAGCUGCUGCACAUCCUCGUGUUCGGGGAGUCGCUGCUCAACGACGCCGUCACCGUGGUUCUGUAUCACCUGUUCGAGGAGUUUUCUCACGCAGGAACUGUGACCGUGUUGGACGGCGUGCUGGGGGUCGUCUGUUUCUUUGUGGUUUCACUGGGGGGGGUCAUGGUGGGCGCCAUCUACGGCCUCCUGGGGGCCUUUACCUCCCGCUUCACCGCACACACCCGGGUCAUCGAGCCCCUGUUCGUGUUCCUCUACAGCUACAUGGCUUACCUCUCUGCGGAGGUCUUCCACCUGUCUGGCAUCAUGUCGUUGAUUUCAUGUGGCGUAAUGAUGCGGCCGUACGUGGAGGCUAACGUCUCGCACAAGUCGUACACCACCAUCAAAUACUUCCUGAAGAUGUGGAGCAGCGUGAGUGAGACGCUCAUCUUCAUCUUCCUCGGUGUUUCCACGGUGGCCGGUCCUCACGCCUGGAACUGGACCUUCGUCAUUUCCACCGUCAUCCUCUGUCUGGUGUCCAGAGUGCUCGGAGUCAUUGGCCUCACGUGCAUUAUUAAUAAAUUCCGUAUCGUGAAGUUGACCAAAAAGGAUCAGUUCAUCGUGGCCUACGGUGGCCUGCGAGGUGCCAUCGCCUUCUCUCUGGGGUUCCUGCUGACCGACAACGAGAGGAAGAACAUGUUCCUCACCGCCAUCAUCACCGUCAUCUUCUUCACUGUCUUUGUGCAGGGAAUGACAAUCAGGCCUCUGGUGGAGCUCCUGGCCGUGAAGAAGAAGAAGGAGAGCAAACCAUCCAUUAAUGAGGAGAUCCACACACAGUUUCUGGGUCAUCUCCUCACAGGAAUUGAAGACAUCUGUGGUCAUUAUGGACAUCAUCACUGGAAAGACAAGCUGAACCGCUUCAACAAGACCUACUUGAAGAAGUGGCUGAUCGCAGGCGAGCGCUCCACCGAGCCGCAGCUCAUCUCCUUCUACAACAAGAUGGAGAUGAAGCAGGCCAUGAUGCUGGUGGAGAGUGGGAGCGCCGCCAAGCUGCCCUCCAUCCUGUCCCCCGUCUCCAUGCAAAACAUUCAGCAGAGAGGGUCGGGCAAUCGACGGGCCAUUCCGAGUAUUUCCAAAAGUCGCGAGCAAGAGAUCCGGAAGAUUCUGCGAAGUAACCUGCAGAAGACCAGGCAGAGGCUUCGUUCGUACAGUAGACACGACCUGAUGAUCGACCCGUUUGAGGACAACGUGAGUGAAAUCCGAUUCAGGAAGCAGCGGGUGGAGAUGGAGAGGAGGAUGAGUCACUACCUCACAGUUCCUACAAAUCGCCAGGAAACACCGUCAGUGAGAAAAGUGUGCUUUGAACCAGAACAUCAGGUUUUCACCUAUGACAACAGUGAGAGCCCCCGGGGCCCGAGGGCUCGGCCAGACCCCGGCCCCCUUGAUGCCAUUAGCCUGGUGAGUGAAUCCCAGGGGCCCAAUCAGAGCCGCGAGCAGAGAGCCAAAGUGCCUGAGGAGCACGAGGAGCAAGACCAACUAAAACUAUCACGCUGCCUUAGUGACCCGGGGCCAAACCAGGAGGAGGAUCUCUCGUGAUGAAGUAUAUUCAACUUUCAUCAUGUCUUUGUUGUAUUUAAUGAGUGGAGAUCAAUGAAUGGGAGUCGUAGCAAAGCUUGAUAUUUAUGAAGUAUUAUUCUUUUCCAUGUUAUGUUUUUUUGAUAUGAGAUUAUAAAAAAAAGAUUUUAAUCAUGUAACAUAUUACCAAAGCAUGCACCACUGACUAUUUGCUAUUUCGGGACUUAAAUACAGCCUGAAGUUAGCAAAGGUUCACCAUUUUGUGUCUUAACAAACAGAUCUGCAUCAAAUAGAGCACUUGUUUUAACAAGCUUGAAGCACCAGAUGGGUGGAGGUGACCCCCUCAAAGCACAGUAUUAAGAGGGAUGAUGUUACUAUUACAGAUAUAUCAGUGUUGCCAUUUAUCUACGGAUGAGUAGCAAGAAAAAUCUGCACAGAAUUACCAAAGAAAUGUUUGAGGUGAACGAUGUUGUGCAAAUUGUACAAAGUUUGAUUUUGGCCGUGCUAGUGGCAUUGCUUUAAAAAUGUCAAACUAAAAUAUGUUAACAAGUACUUGCCAAAAAUCUUGUGUACAGACAUUCAUGUUCCCCAGAGGAUGAAUGCUCAUGACUUUUACUCUACUGCCAUUAUGAAGUUUACAUUUUCUGGGUUGUGUUUGAAAUACAUCGACCAAUAUUCAAUGGUUUGCCAUAAAAUAUCCUUUAGACAUUCAUGCUCCCUUUUAUAAUGAAUCUAAAUGACUUAAUUCCUUGUCUCAUUUACCUGCCAUCAUCAACUCGAUCUUUUAAAAUACUUGCACAACUAAAAUGUCCAUUACAUUUUGUGUUUAGUGCUUAUUAGCAAAUAUUGACUAAAAGGGAAACAUGGUAAACAUUAUAUCAUGUUAGAAUGAGCAUGUAGAGCAUAUAGUGUUUACCUUGUUAGCGUGUUAGCAUUUAGCUCAAAGCAAUGUUGGACACACUUACGCCUGCAUUAUUCUAAAAAACAGCUAUCUAACAAUGUUUUUUGUCAUCAUGUCACAUAAUCAUUUAAAAAUGGGGACACAUCCAGACAGUCUCUCUUAGAAAACAUUCAUAAUGUUACACUUUGUUGUGACAUUAAAUGAGAAGUAGUUUUUUUACUUUGUUAUCGUGUUAGCAUUUAGCUCAAAGCUAUGUUGGACGCUCCUAGGGCUGGGGUAUGCUUAAAAAGAACUAGCUUGUUUUUAGAUGUUCUAAAACAUUAUCAUUUAUAGAGGGGGAUAACGUCACACAUCAAGACAGUCUCUCCUAGAAACUGUUCAUAUUGAUGUAGCCUACUUUCACAUUAAAAGUGACAGAAGUAGUUUGACAAGAAUGAAGGAAGAGUGUUCAUACUGCAGUUCUUUUUUUAGCUCUGCCCAGCUGUCCAAAAACAGCAUGAGGUGGGUGUUAAUGUCAAAUAUUUCAUUUAGAAAGUUAGAAAAGUGUCACAGACCCCCAUGAAUAUGAUAUUGGAAAGGUGUGGGGGAAGAGGGAGUUUCCGAAGCUAGCAUCUGAUAAGCAGUUCAGAUGAGAUAUACUGCUGCAUUUGGUCUUUAUUUAACUCUGAAGUGUCCCAUUCUGGAUACAUCUUGUUGAAAUUCAAAUGUCACAUCAGUAAAAAAAACAAUUUGAGCAGAUGGUGCCCUAUCAAUAUCAAAAAUGUAAAAACUCUCAAAGAUUUACCUCAUAAAUUCUUGAUCGGACUAUAUGCUAUUGUGUCUAAAAACCUGCAAGAGGGUAUAUUCUUGUGUAUUGAAGUGUCCUUUAGAAAGCACAAAUCUGGUGAUCCAAGAAUAUUAAACGUCAAGAAUAAACUGCAGCAAUAUUGUUUGACCCAGGUCUCUGAACAAGAUUACUUCACAUCACAGCAUGACUGAUCAGUGUUUUCUCAGGGACUGCAACAAGACCCAGUAUUACCAGAUGGCCUUUGCAGAAAAAGUGUUACUGUCUACACAUUGUGCCCCUAUCGCCUCUAUAUUGUGACUGUUUGUAAACUGCAGUGUUUAGCUUCAGAAACAUUCCACAAGUAAUUGACUUUCUCAAUUUCCUUGUAACUAAGCUCGACAUGUGUCUGUUCCUGGUAACUGAGCGUGCUUAGGCUUUAAUUGGGAAGUGAAGAGAUGAAUCAUCUUCUCUGCACUGCCUGAGCUUUUGCUGCCUGCAUGAAUACCUUCAAAUGUAUUGCUUCCUGUGUGUUUCUCUGUUGUAGUAUUUUUAUAUUUUGAAGGUGGACAAUGAUCUGAAGUAUUGUAUAUUUGUCAAAUGAAGGAAAGCUUUCAUUCCUGUCUCAAAUAAAGAUAUGUCAUUGCUUAAGCUCAGUGAUUUGAAGAAGAA
Molecule: messenger RNA, 4993 nt
Organism: Trematomus bernacchii (emerald rockcod)
Lineage: Eukaryota; Metazoa; Chordata; Actinopteri; Perciformes; Nototheniidae
Product: Na(+)/H(+) exchanger beta-like
Exons: 12
Coding region: 423-2678 (751 amino acids)
Biological process (GO): proton transmembrane transport; regulation of pH; sodium ion transport
Cellular component (GO): membrane
Molecular function (GO): sodium:proton antiporter activity
Source: RefSeq, a predicted model, not a curated record